Cladocopium goreaui is the source of this 4746-nucleotide messenger RNA. The record is from the annotation of a GenBank genome assembly. NCBI's taxonomy places the organism in Eukaryota, Dinophyceae, Suessiales, Symbiodiniaceae.
AUGCCCACAUCCCAGCAGAACGCGUCUUCCCGGAGGGGGAAGGUCAGAAGAGUGCGGCUCUUGCGUGCGCUGAUCGUGAUCGGUGGGAUCUUUCUCACGCAGGCCAUACUUUACGGUCCAUCACUGUUGGGCUAUCGCAUCUUGUUGCCGCUGGACAUCUUGAUGAUGGACCGGAUGUAUUUACCGCAACUGCCUGAGACGCGCGGUUUUGUGCCUCAGAACAGCAUCAUGAUUGAUGAAGUAUCGUCGAUCGAGAUGCGGCGCUUGUAUGUUAUCGAAGAGGUGCGCGCGGGUCGGUUGCCUCUUUGGAGCCCUUACAAUUUUUGCGGCGCACCAUUUCUGGCGGCAAAUAACACGGCCGUCUUCUCGCCGUUUCGGAUCAUCGACUACCUGUGGCCAAGCCCGAUGGCGAUUGCCUGGGGACAGUUGAUUAAGUCCCUCGUCGGGGGCUGUGGGGCCUUCCUCUUUUUCCGCCGUGCGAUGCCUUGCAAGUUUUGGGCCGCCGCACUGGGAGCCUGGGCAUUUCCGAUUUUGGGAUUCUUCGUGCUCUGGCGGGCUUAUCCCGUUAGUUUCACGGCCAUUUGGCUGCCCUGGUUGUUGUUGGCCAUCGACGCGGCCAUUCGCAGGCCGAGCGGGUUUGGCGGCCCGCUGCUCGCCCUGGUGACUUUCCUUCUUUUACUUAGUGGGCAUGUUGCAACCGCAGGGCACGUGCUGCUGGCGAGCGGUCUGUUCGCGAUUUUUCGCUUGAUUACAGUUUGCCGCUGGCCGGGGAUGGUAACACUUCCGGGGCUGAAAUCGGCGGCGGCCGUCAUUUUCGGCUGGGCACUUGGCUUUUUGCUCUCCGCACCACAAAGCCUGCCAACCGUGGAGUAUUUGCGGACAAGCUACCGUGUGGAAAAACGGGCUGAAGGCCACGAUGAAGAGCCGGGAAUUGGGUUGGUCGCGCUGCCGCAAUUCGUAUUACCGAAUUUCUAUGGCAGUGAAGCGCGUGGGAGUCGUUAUGUCCCGCCCGGUGGAAAGUGGGAUGAAGAGACAGGCAUCUAUUUUGCCCGCGGUAGUCGGGCCGAAGGUGCGCCACAGGCCUAUGCAGGCUUGCUGCUAACACUGGUUUUAGCGCCGCUCGCCUGGGCUAAUCGGGGUCGCCGGGGGUGGGUGAUUUUUUGGGGCGUUGCUGGUUUUCUUGCCGCGGCUCACCUGCUGAAUGUGCCAGGGCUGGCUGCGAUCUUCGAUCUGCCUGCCUUAGAGUUGCUCAAGAACAAUCGUUUCACAUUCUUCACUGCCUGGUGCGUCGUUGCCUUGGCAGUGUUGGGUUUAGAUGCCCUGAUGCGGUACCGUGUGAGUCGCGAGGCGUGGUUCGGCGCUCCGAUGAUGGUGCUUGCGUCCCUCGGCGGAUGGUGUAUCUACCGGUUCUUCGUACCGCCACAAACAGUGCAGACGGGAUUGCGUCCCAAUCCACAGGACCCGGUAGAGACCGCGCAAGCCUGGUUUGCUUCGAUGUAUCUGCAGGCAGCAUUCUUGUGCAUCGUGGCACUUGUGUUUUGGGCCGUAAUCUUGUGGCGACCGCGGCAGAAGUGGUUAGCUCCUGCGAUAUUGAUUCUUGCGGUUGGCGAAUUGCUUUGGGUGCACUUUGGUGUGAACCCGCAAUGCGAUCCCGAGUUGUACUUUCCAGAGAUUCCUACUCUCGCUGAGUUAGCCGAACUUGAACCCGGCAGAAUUUGUGGUUUCUAUUGCUUUCCGGCUUGUUUGAAUGUGACGCAUGGCUUGCGAGACAUUCGCGGAUACGAUGGAGUGGAUCCUGCAGGGCUGAUUGAACUCUUGCGAUUGGUUGAGGACCAACACGGACAGCGGUUCACGCGACCAGUGUAUGCGUACAGCCAGUUGUUCCCGGCAGUCGAAUCGCCGAUUUUGGAUAUGCUGAAUCUACGUUAUCGCAUCGACCGUGGUGUCGUACCCGGUACGAUCGAGACGUUACUCACGGGCAAUGACUACGUGGUGACCGAGCGCGAGAGUGCCCUGCCUCGCGCCUAUGUUCCACGGGUUGCUGAAUGGAGUGAAGGUAAGGAAGCAACGCUCGACAAGAUGCGUUCUACGGAGUUUGAUCCUGGGGCAGUCGCUUAUUUUGAGCCGAUUGAUGGCAAGCAACGUCCUGAACUGCCAAGGGGUCCCUAUCGAGGUAUGGGACAUAUUGUCGAAGAAGUGCCGAGCCGGGUGGAGUUGGAGGUGGAGAUGGAGACUCCGGGAGUCGUGGUACUGUCCGAUCUGUGGUACAAGGGUUGGAAUGCAACCUUGAAUGGCGAGCCGGUCGACAUUUUCAAGGCGAAUCAUGCUCUGCGUGGAGUUGUCGUCCCUGAAGGCAAUUCACGAUUGGUCUUCGAAUACGACCCAGCUUCGUUUCGGUUGGGGAUCAAGGUUCCCAGAUUGGGAACGGUUCGUAUGACGUCGACUCCUGAAGAUUUAGUCGCACCAUCUGGACUUGGGCGUGGUGCCCGCCUGGUGAGUUGUCUUGUGAUCUUGGUCGCGGCGAUGGUGGCAGUCUUUGGCCGCGUUGCCGGCUUCGAAUUUCUUCUCUGGGACGAUCCAGGAAACGUCACUAGCAACCCGCUUUUACAACCUGCGACCUGGGAAAGUCUUACCCAGUUCUGGACCGCAUCUUACCAGCGGUUGUACGUUCCUGUGGCGUACACCAUAUUCUGGAUGGAAGCGAACUUGCAUGAGUUGUUCCCCUCCCUGGCUCUUGUGGAAGGUGCGUUCAACCCUGCUGUAUUCCACAUUGGGAAUUUAGUGCUGCACACGUUGACCGUGCUGACGGUCUUCAUGAUCUUGCGGAUCGUUGUCCAGCACGAUUGGGCCGCACUGGUGGGGGCAUUGCUGUUUGGCUUGCAUCCACUACAGAGCGAGUCGGUCGGUUGGAUCACAGACACUCGUGGGCUGUCGAGUGCCCUGUUGGGUCUCUUCGCGGUCUGGCUGUUCUUGCAACUCAGCGGAGUGGGAGACUUUGCGAACGAUCGUAGGUCGAGCGUUGGUGGCGCUUUGGCAAUGACCUUGUCGACAGUCUUGUUCGUGCUGUCUUUGUUGGCCAAACCCACGGCGGUGGUGUUUCCCUUAGUGUUGAUCGUGCUGAUGGCUGGAUGGAAGCCUGAUGGUUUGCGCCGGACCUGGCCUUGGCUGUUGAUCUGGAUUGUGGCGGGUGGCAUCUGCGUUGUCAUUUCCAAGAGUCUACAGCCAGAUGCGAUCAUUCAAUCGCUGACGCCUCUGUGGACGCGGCCAUUCAUUGCAUUCGAUGCGUUGACGUUUUUCCUGUACAAGACAAUCUUGCCGUGGCCGCUCGCUAUCGAUUACGGUCGCUCGCCGCCGGUGGUACUUGGUGGUCUAUGGCCCUAUCUAGCGUGGAUCGUUCCGUUGGCGUUGUUCGUAGUAUUGUGGCGGCUGCCGCACCGCCGGCUGUGGCUUACCGCGUACGGGGCGUAUAUAGCAGCACUACUUCCGAUGCUGGGGCUGGUGCCAUUUCGGUUUCAAGAUUUCUCGACCGUGGCCGACCGCUACGUCUACGUGGCUAUGCUAGGGCCCGCCCUGGCAGCAGCCUGGUGCGUUGCGACCUAUCGAACAUCCGUCGUGAUUGGGGGAAUCGCGACGCUCCUUGGACUCUAUGCCCUGCUCAGCUUCGUUCAGAUCGGUUACUGGCGAGACAACAGGACACUGCUCGUGCAUGAGUUGAAUGUAAAUUCGAAAAGCUUCUUGGCUUAUUCUUUGCUAGGAAAAGUUGAAGAACUCGAGGGCAACUUCAACGCAGCGGUCGAGAACUACGCGAAGGCGAUCGAAAUCAACCCAUUGGAAAUCAGUGCACGGACGAACCUUGCCAAAUUGCUGCAAGAAAGCGGCCAAUACGCACUGGCCAUUGAACACUAUCGCCUGAUUCUCACUCAAUCGCCCGAACUACUGCCGGUGAAAAUGAAUCUGGCUAUCGCGCUAGCUGGCGACGGGCGACGCGAAGAAGCUCAAGCUUUGUACCAAGAAGUGUUGGCGGCCGAUCCCGAUUUCAUCCUGGCGCGGAUGAACUACGCCGAAUUGCUACGCGAGAACGACGACUUGGAGGGAGCAGCCGAGCAGUAUCGAGAAGUGCUAGAGAUCGAACCGGGCAAUAUCCCCGCGCUAGUAAAUCUGGGCACGGUGCUCGGUGCUCAAGGUGAUGUGGAAGCUGCGAUCGAACAAUACCAAGCAGUGUUAGACCUUCGGCCACAUGACCUUCCGAUCAUUUCCAACUUUGCCCUGCUGCUGCUACAAGCCGACCGUGCCGCCGAGGCCGAAGAGCAGUUUCGUCAUGCGUUAGAACUGAAUCCUAGUUCCCCAGGAUUACAGCUACAGCUUGGCGAAGCCCUCGCCGCUCAGGGUAAAGACGCCGAGGCAAUGCGGAUCUUUCGUUCGCUGUACCAGCUACAGCCUGAGUCGCUGAAAGUGAAGCUCUCGCUGGCCUGGUUAUUGGCUACCUCUCAUGAUGAUGACAUCCGCAACGGCGAGGAGGCGCUUCAGUUAGCCACCACCGCUUGUCAGGCGACAUCGUUCGCCGACGCCAAGGCACUUGAUACGCUCGCCGCAGCCUACGCCGAGACGGGGAAUUUCGAUCAGGCCAUCAGAAGGGCAGAAACGGCAAGAAGAGUGGCAUCGCUGGAUGGUAAUGACGAGUUGGCCGUGGAGAUCAAUCUCCGAAUUCGUGACUAUCGCAAAGGCACUCCCUACCGAGCGCCGUGA